Debaryomyces hansenii CBS767 is the source of this 3519-nucleotide messenger RNA. It is a transcript of the gene DOT1, whose product is annotated as histone methyltransferase. Bases 1 to 3519 code for a protein of 1172 amino acids. Gene Ontology annotation, biological process: DNA repair; regulation of transcription regulatory region DNA binding; DNA damage checkpoint signaling. Gene Ontology annotation, molecular function: histone H3K79 methyltransferase activity. The record is from RefSeq and is a predicted model, not a curated record. Gene Ontology annotation, cellular component: nucleus. NCBI's taxonomy places the organism in Eukaryota, Fungi, Ascomycota, Pichiomycetes, Serinales, Debaryomycetaceae. The transcript has a single exon.
AUGGAGAAUAUUGCUCACCAUAAUACAACGUACAAUAUAACUCCAAUAUGUCUGGACUCUUCAGAAUGUUCGAGUAUGGAAAUGUUACCGCUAGGUUGUAAAACCCAUCUGGACAAAAGUGACGCCAGACGGAACUUAAUGGACACAGGAAUAUAUACACCUGAUAGUAAUUCCGAUUCUUCAGAUCCAAGAUCAGAUAGUAGUUGUGUCGACGUGUCCAACUCGCUCGCUGUUUCACAUCCAAUUUCGUUUUGCAAUUGGACAGACGAAGAGAGUAGUUUACUUACAGAACAUAUAAAGACUGAUCUCACAUCAGAAGCAUUAACUUCUGCAUUUCCUAACAAGUCACUUGCAUUGAUUAUAAGGAAAAUCCAUGACCUACAACCUGUUCUCGAUUGGACAAAAAAUGAAAUAUAUUUAUUAGCUGGAAUAAUAUUGAAUGAUUCAAAUUCCGCCAUAAGGCGUCAUAAACAUAAAUUUCCUUGCCGAAAUGUUUCUAAUUUAAACAAGAAAUUCCAACACUACAAAAAUAUGGUACGAAGGUUGAAUGGAGUGGAUCAUUCUAAGUGGACAAAGCCAGAGAUAGCCUCUCUAAUUUCUUUGAUAGAUUAUGACCUUACUAAGACAAAAUUGCAAAAAGAGCUUCCUAAUAAAAACAUUGAAGAAAUCAAGGAUCUUACUAACGAAAUGAGGAUUCAUUCAAAUUUCAGCCACGUCGAAUCUGUAUUAUUUGAACAAACAAUGACUGAAAAUGACCCAAUUGAGAUUGUUUUAGAUCAGUUUCCUCUCAAAAAUAAAGAAACAUGCAAAAAAAGACUAUUAAAAUUGAAUGAGUUAUCACAGCAUAGAGAUAUGGCAAAAAGAAGAUUAGACGAGUUCGAGAGUCUUAUUCAAAAUGAACUCAAGCAAAUAAAGGACUCCAUAGAUUUGACACGCUUAAAGUAUUUACUUGUAAAUGAUCUUACAGGAAAACAGCUUAGAUCACUGUUUCCUGGUAUUUCUAUGAAAUAUUUGAAACUUAUUGCUAAGGAGAUGGGUUUCGAUGAAGCCGGAGAAUAUACACUUGCAGAAAUGAAUUUCUUGAAGAAAGCUCUCCAGGAGAAUGCAAAAUUAAAAUCAAUCAUUGAUGAGUUGCCGUUCAGAAGCCAAUUAUCUAUCGAAACAAAGAUAAAUAGCGUAGAACCAAAUCGAAGGAGAUCAGUAUUUACAAGUCAAGUUGAUGAAUUAUUAUACAUGGCUAAAUGGUAUAGCUCAGACAAUUUUGGUAAUUUGAGUCGUAGAAGAAACUCUCGUUAUGCAUCUAAAUUAGAUAAACCUAAAGAUAAAGCUAGUGAUAUAAUGCAGCCUAGUAAAUUGCAUUUAGAAAACGAAGAAGUAACGGAAGCGAAAGUAAUUCCACAUGAUAAAGGAGUCGAAAACAUGAUCUCAGAUCAUAAAUUGAAAGGUAAAAAUAAUGAACAGAAGAAAAGAAAAUCAAAAAAACCAACGUCUAUGGUUGAAGUCUUAAAGGAGGAAUCGGCAUACUUUCAAAGUGUUACCGGUAAUAGGUGUGUACUCAAAGAAGGUCAAAAGAGAAAGCGUGAGAGACUAAUGCAGAUCAAGUUGGAGACGAAACUUAAAAAGCCAAAAAGUCAAAAUCUUAAUGAAACAAACAGAAUACAAGAAACUAAAAAAUUAAUGAAAUGCGACGUUGAGCCUGACAAGGUCAAAGAACAGAAAUCUUUCAAGUCUGAAAACUUAAAGGAAGCUAAACUUGAUGCUUCCGAUAGUCUGAUUGUUUCUGAUGUUGAAAUAUCUUUAAAAAAGAAGCUCAAUAAAAUCGAAAAUGAGGAGAAAAGAAGCCCUUAUGACCCAGAAGAUAUUUCUACAGAUACAUUGGUCCCUUUAUAUGGACGGCAACUAUAUGUGAAUGAAGUCUAUGAAACUCAACCUCGGCCGCCUAAGUUAUCAUUUAGAGAAGAUACCAAUAUUAUGGUUCAAAAUUGUAGCGAAAUAUCUCUUACUGAUACCAUAGCAGCGGAUAUUAUUUCACAGCAUUGUAAGAAUUAUCGUGACAUGCCAAUUUCAUUUCCACUGUUAACUAUCGUGGAUAGAAAUACGAAUAGGAUGAUACUCAACCCUAUGAACAAAAUAAGAAUACGAUUUUUGCUUUAUCCUCAACAUAGUGAGUUGUUUAUUCUAGCAGAGCCUAAAUCUAAUGAGUUGGACCCCAUAAAUGAGAUUAAGAAGUUGUUUCAACUUCAUUACUCAUUGUUCUUUUCUCAUUCUUCAAAAUUGAAGAAAAUUAUUUUAAGUGAGUAUAAUAAAGAAAUCGAUAUUUCUAUUGAGGAAAAUGAUUUCGUUAGGUUUAUGUUUGUUAUAGAUAAAUGGAACCGUUUAAUGGUUGAAUUAACACCUAAUGAUGUUGAUAUAGGUUCUCAUGAUAUCAAUGAAGAAAUUAGGGCCUAUUUGCUGCCUAAUGAGAUUAAAAUACCCUCAGAUGAAGACAUUAGAUUGGAUAUUUUCUAUUCAGAAAUCCAGCUAUCGACUGAAGAGAAUCCAAUAUCUGAUAAUGACCCUAUUGAACCAUCAAGUCCUUCAUUCGAUUUGAUAAAAUCUAUGAAGCGUUGUUUCACACACGAUUCAUCAAACCGCCUUACACCUCCUAUAUCUUCAGAAGAGGAUAAUAAGGAAAAUGAACCACCAAUAGAAAGCGAUUUCAGAAACAAUAAUAAUAAAGGUUCUAUACCUUGUACCCCGGUCAGGCUUAAUACUAGAAAUAAGAUGGUUGUCAAUGCCGUGAAGCCUGAAAACUACGAACUGAAUUUCUUUCGUCAUCUCAAAGAAAAGACUAGUGUAUCUAGAUUUUGCGUACAACAAAUUCUUUUGCGUAUAUAUUCGAGGAUUGUAUCUACAGAAUCAAGGAAGCUUAGGUCCUAUAAAGCUUUUACGGCUGAGGUCUAUGGUGAAUUAUUGCCUUCGUUUACUAGUGAAGUCCUAACUAAAGUUAAUUUGCAACCACAGCACAAAUUCUACGAUUUAGGUUCAGGAGUAGGAAAUACUACUUUUCAAGCAGCUUUGGAAUUCGGAGUACAUCUUAGUGGUGGUUGCGAAAUAAUGGAACAUGCUUCUAAAUUGACUGAAUUACAGACCAUGCUACUUAAUAAGCAUUUGGCGUUGUUGGGGUUAAAAAAAUUACCAUUGAAUUUUGCGCUCCUGCAAAGUUUUGUUGAGAAUGAUAUUGUUCGUCAAGCAGUAAUUGAAUGUGAUGUACUUCUUGUCAAUAACUAUCUCUUUGAUGUUAAUUUGAAUACUGCUGUAGGAAAAAUGUUGUAUGGUUUAAAACCAGGCACGAAGAUUAUAAGUUUAAGAAAUUUUAUUAGACCAAGAUAUAAGGCUUCAAGUGAUAAAACAAUAUUUGAUUAUUUGAAAGUUGAAAGGCAUGAGAUGAGUAACUACCUUUCUGUUAGUUGGACUGCAAAUAAAGUACCAUAUUAUAUUUCUACGGUACAAGAAAAUAUUUGCGAGGAAUAUGUUUAA